AGCUCUCAGGCGUUCCAGCUGCUUCCCGGCCUGCAGGAGUCCUACGAAGCGUUCCAAUCCAGCGGCGGUCAGGCCUUGCUCCAGUCUCACUUCCGGGAUCUCUUCGCCCGCUACAACGUGACCAAUCAGUUUGGAGUUGCCCUGGUCCAUCGGCACUUUAACCUCGGAGACGAUGAAAUCCUGGUCGACGUCAACGGCACCUCUACCCCGUGGCAGAAACCUCGCCCAAAUGGGGUGAGCGGUUCUCUUCGCAGGUAUGACCGGCUCAUCCGACCUCAGUCCUGGACGGCCGAUGACGAUGGGCACCUGAUGCCGUACGAGUUCUUCCUCGACGAGGAUUCCAACGAGGCCGAUGACCUGCAGUCCGUAGACCCUUCCUUCCUGGCAGACUUCCUUGCCCUCCUCACCAACCUUAAACUCACGGGCGUGCUGGGGCUCCGCCUCAUCAGGGGACCCGAGUCUCGGCGUAUCGAGGUGACGGAGAAGAACGCCAACAUCACGUUUCCC
Molecule: messenger RNA, 507 nt
Organism: Fusarium vanettenii 77-13-4
Lineage: Eukaryota; Fungi; Ascomycota; Sordariomycetes; Hypocreales; Nectriaceae
Exons: 1
Source: RefSeq, a predicted model, not a curated record